Penicillium macrosclerotiorum is the source of this 678-nucleotide messenger RNA. RefSeq names its product mitochondrial 37S ribosomal protein uS11m. The coding region runs from base 1 to 678 and encodes 225 amino acids. Gene Ontology annotation, molecular function: structural constituent of ribosome. Gene Ontology annotation, cellular component: ribosome. The transcript has a single exon. Gene Ontology annotation, biological process: translation. NCBI's taxonomy places the organism in Eukaryota, Fungi, Ascomycota, Eurotiomycetes, Eurotiales, Aspergillaceae. The record is from RefSeq and is a predicted model, not a curated record.
AUGAGCGCGCUCGCAAAGACGCUACCUUCAGUAUGUCGGCAAUGCCAACCUCGAGUUAUGGCUCUGCGUACCUUUCGACCUUUUUCCUCGUCCCCGAACGCCUCCGUGAGCCUGAAGGAGAAGACAAGGACGAUUGAGAACCAGAUCCUGGAUCGCGAAGCAGAAUCCUCCGACAGUUCUUCACCAUUGUCUGCUAUUUCUAGAAUGAUGACUGGCGACAAAUCCUCCUCCAGUGCGGCCUCCGACUAUGCUCGUCUGUCUGAAAGCCUUGAAGCCGACAUGAUGAAAAACCCUUACGCCGACAAGGCUCCUCCCCACCACCUCCACGUCUAUUCACACAAGCACAACACCAUUUUGACCCUGACGCGACCGAACGGUAACCCCAUACUGUCCAUGGGCUGCGGCCAAAUCGGUUUCCGCAAAGGCGGUCGUGCAGGCUUCGACCCUGCCUACCAAUUGUCCUCCCAUGUCUUGUCGCAGAUUCAAGAACGGGGCCUUUUGCUGGACAUCAAGCGAAUCGAGGUUGUUUUCCGCGGGUUUGGGAAGGGCCGGGAUGCAUUCACCAAGGUCCUGCUCGGCAAUGAGGGACGCAACGUCCGUGGGCUUGUCAGCCGAGUGACCGACUCAACUCGCCUCAAGUUCGGUGGUACUCGAAGCCGGAGGGUUCGCAGACUGUAA